AUGGGUAGUCGGAAGUCAAAGCAUAUUUGUUCUAAAACAGAAUUAACUUCUACAGAAAUUGCUGAGAUUUGUUCUAAAACAAAUUUACCAGAUAGUGAAGUUCAUCGUCGUCAUUUAGCAUUUCUUGAACAAUAUCCUACUGGCCUAAUUACACGUGAACAAUUCUAUGACAGUUUAGAUGAAGUUUGGCCAGAAAGUCAUAUCGAUAAAUUUGCUUCACAUCUUUUUACCAUUUUAGAUCAAGAUCGAAAUGGUGCAAUUGAUUUUAUAGAAUACAUAAAUCUAACACAUAAAUUAGAUUCAAAUAAUGUUAAUCCACAAAAUCAUGAUGAAACAAUAUUUUUUGAAUUACUUUUUGAUAUGUUUGAUAGAAAUCAUAAUGGAUAUUUGGAAAAACGUGAAUUAAAACCAUUGAUUGAAUCGAUAUAUGAUUUAGCUGGUUUGUCAUCGCAUGAAAGACGUGGAUUAAAUUCAACGCAUGCUCAAGUAAAAUACUUAUUGAAUAAACUUGAUAAAAAUGGUGAUAAACGUUUAUCAAAAGAAGAAUUUCUUAGUGAAGAAAAUUGGAGUAAUGAUGAAAGACUAGGACGUUUCUUUGCCACUUAUUAUGAUGUAAAUAAUUAA
Messenger RNA from Adineta steineri, 624 nucleotides. The record is from the annotation of a GenBank genome assembly. Lineage: Eukaryota; Metazoa; Rotifera; Eurotatoria; Adinetida; Adinetidae.